AUGGAGGCCCUAGAUCUAAACCAGGAUGAGCUGUCCCAUCACCUGCAGGUGGAGGACCCAGACUCCAAACCACAUAAAUGCCCCACCUGUGGCAAAGGCUUCAAGCUGCUGGGCGGCCUGCGCACCCACCAGAGGACCCAUGACGACCUGCGGGACUACCACUGCUCUGAGUGCGGCAAAAGUUUCUCCAGUCUGCAGGGUCUGAAGCUGCACAACCGCACCCACACCGGACUCAAACCCUACAAGUGCCUCGAGUGCGGCAAGAGGUUCACCCAGUCGCCCCACCUCAAGGCCCAUAUGGUGACCCACACCGGGGAGAGGCCGUUCCUCUGCACCACCUGCGGGAAGAGGUUCACACAGUCCUCCCACCUGCGCUCCCACAUCACGCUGUUCCACGUGGGCGAGAAGCCGUUCACCUGCAACGACUGCGGGAAGAGUUUCACCAUCGCUCACUACCUGAAGAUGCACCGUCUAAGCCACACCAAGGAGAAGCACUACCAGUGCUCCUACUGCAAUAAAGGCCUUCUCUACCAAGAACAACUCCUGGAAGCUCACCUGAGGAUCCACAGGCCACACCGUUCAACCAGUGACUGGCAGUGUGGGAAGAGCUUCACCGACAUCAGGCUGGUCCUGAACCACCAGAGGACCAAACACACCGGGGAGAAGAGCCACUACUGCUUCACCUGUGGAGAGUUCUUCUUCACCAGCACCAUGCUGAGAGUCCACCAGCUGGACCACACGGGCGAGCGGCCGCACGUCUGUGACUGCGGGAAGACUUUUAAAACCAAAGCAGUGCUGCGUCUGCACCUGAAGAGGUUCAUUGACCAUCGACCGGCCCAGUGA
This is a messenger RNA of Cheilinus undulatus (humphead wrasse), 843 nucleotides long. Its product is annotated as gastrula zinc finger protein XlCGF7.1-like. The record is from RefSeq and is a predicted model, not a curated record. The coding region runs from base 1 to 843 and encodes 280 amino acids. The transcript is spliced from 2 exons. Lineage: Eukaryota; Metazoa; Chordata; Actinopteri; Labriformes; Labridae. Gene Ontology annotation, biological process: regulation of transcription by RNA polymerase II. Gene Ontology annotation, molecular function: DNA-binding transcription factor activity, RNA polymerase II-specific; RNA polymerase II cis-regulatory region sequence-specific DNA binding.